This is a messenger RNA of Dreissena polymorpha, 2733 nucleotides long. RefSeq lists its product as uncharacterized. Lineage: Eukaryota; Metazoa; Mollusca; Bivalvia; Myida; Dreissenidae. The transcript has 9 exons. The record is from RefSeq and is a predicted model, not a curated record. The coding region runs from base 13 to 2733 and encodes 906 amino acids.
UUAAUCCAAGCCAUGAAGUGCCCAAAACAGGACGGUGGGAGUGAAGGCACUGGGAAAUUCUGUCACAAAUGUGGCGCCAAAAGAAUAACAGAAGAAGAGAUUCUUCUGAGCAAACCGGCCGUGAUUAUAUGUUCGGGGACAGAUGAGGGUGGAAAGCCAUGUGGAUCACCUCUUAGAGCAGACCAAACGUUCUGCGAAAAUUGUGGAGCAAACGUUGUGGCAUUGGUUACACGCAGCAGUUGUGGAACAUGUGGAAGUGUCAUAACCACCGGAAGUACAUGCCUUAAAUGCAAAUCAAUUGUAAAUCAAGAUACAUUAGUACCUCAUGAGAGUUCACAAGAAGGUGAAAGGUCACCGAUUCCUUCUAAGCCAACACCAGAAAAGGAUUAUUCUAGGAAUUAUUCCCUUAAAGAUUACCCGGAUUCAUUCAUUAGUGAAAAUAAAGAUCCUAAACGGACUAUUGAAAACCAAUCUACAACUGAAGAUAAGCAAGUUUUACAUGAAAGUGUCAAUCAAGAACCACAAAAUAAUAUUGAAAACGUUCCGGGAUUCGCUGCUAAUAUUCAAUCCUUGGUCAUUGAAACAGGACGUAAUUUUACAAAUGAAACACAAGCCAAUGUAACAGAAACCCAUAAGCUGGAUAUGUUUAACAUAAAACCUUGUCUUGGUAAAAAUGGUAAACCUAUGACAGGUAUAGACAAAAAAAGUGACGAUGAUCCUGUAACAAAUUUUGUGGCGAAGGAAAUCCAAAGGACCAAUAUACAGCGUACACAUUUUCAUAGUGAUAUCGACACAUGUAUGGAUGAUACCACACACACGACGCAAAACUAUGGCAUCAACCCAGUUAGCAUUAUAUCUACAGAUAAGAUGGGUGUUUCGGAAACAUCUACAGACCCAGCUAAUUACAGAAAAGAUCUUCCUAAUGAAAUGCCAUGUUAUACCAGUAAUGACUGUAAUCAAGAUGCACCCAACGAUGAAAAAGUUAUGGUGGUUAGCAAUACCGAUGGUCUUGAUAAUGGAUCAAACAUAAACGAGAAAACCAACGAAGUACAUGAGCCAAUGUUGGAGUCGGACUAUGAGGCAGGAAGCAGAGUUGACUUCAUCGACGGAUCUGAAUCUGAUGACUGCGAAAACAAUGAAUAUCUAGCGCCGGAAGUAAACGCCCAAAAUGUCACCGCUCUACCACGCGCCACCAAAACGAAAAAUAAGGGGAACAGCAGUACAAAAGAACGAAACAGGAACAAACGAGAGAAGAAAAGAACAAAAAACGAUAAGCAGAGUGCUUUAGAUGAGAACCUGUCGAAGGUUUUUGGAUCCGUCAAUGAGGGUCAUUCUUCGAACGUGGAUACUGGUAAAAGUGAAGAAACAUUCACAUCCGAACGACCAAGUUUUUUUCCAUCACACAUUACAGUCAAAGCUAAUACCAAAGGAGACAAAGAUCCAAAGAAUUUAAAUGCUAUGUCAAGUGAUCAGAAGAUGGAAUCGAUGAAAAAUGAAAAUGAACGUCCGACUCAAAAAGGCAACUGCCAAUCCACUGCGCCGAAUGUAUCGACGACCACAACACCAAAACAAAAUACAACAAAACAAUCCUCCGACGUCUUGCAUGUGGUUUUCCAUGUGCGUAUACCCGAUGAUAUUCUAGAUACUUCUGACUUCGAUGUUGCAAUUGUAUUUGGAUCUGCAGAGUUGGGAGGAUGGAACAAUAUGACACAUACAAUGAGUAAAAUGAGUAAAAAGGGGUGUCAGGGGAAAUAUGUUGAAUGCAUACUGGAUAUAUACUUACAUAAGUACCUGCUCCAAAAAACAAUUCAAUAUAAAUACUGUUUCGCUAUCCGACAUAAAGAAGAUCCACAGAAGAACGAAUACGUGUGGGAACACUAUCGUGACCGUAACAAAGGACAUGGUCUAGAUCAGAAUAGAAAGUUCUUUAUAGAUAAGCACAUGCUACCCAUGGAUGAUUUGGCAUGGCAUCAGUACGAUGGUGUCGCUGUUCCAGUAGCAGACGAAGGGGUAUUUAAACGCAUAGGUAGAGCUUUCAAAAAUUCCUUUACCGGUGAAAAUACAAAAGCUGCAAUCGGGAUUUGUAAGGAGUUUUUCUGGGAUUUCCUGCCGCCGCUGUUUAAAGCACCAAUAAUCAAGGACGUAGACUUGCCAACUAUUGAAGACGAAAUUGAACAAGUAAAAAUGUUGAUGAAUGGACUGCGAAAGGUCUACGUUGUUGAUUACCAAUGCUGGCGCAGCGCUGUGGAUUUCAAAGACGAAACUAUCGAAACGUACAUGGCCACACUUUUGGUUCAAAUGACAGAAGAUUCAUCUACUCAGACGAGUACAUCGAAAGUCAUCCAAGCCAUAAGCGUUGCUAUUGCUUGUCAUAGUUUAGAGAUACAGCUGUCGCAUAAGGCUUUGCGGAAGUUAUGUGAAUGUCUUUUGGUGACGAUAAACAAAACCAAUAAAAGCGUCGUAGAAUUGGAACCAGUUAAACGGCUAGUAAAUUCAGAUUCCCUUGACACAGUAGUGAAAAAGCUGAGUCCUUUAUUUGAAAUGGACUUCUACUUGCCGCGGUCUAUCGUUGCAUCAUUCAGCUGCUCUGACCUUCAUAAAUUAACCGAACAAUGGGUUCCUAUAGAAGUGGCGUGUGCUGCCUUGGUGUACUGGACUAAAAGGACCAGAGAAACAUACCCUCUUCUCAAUUAUAACGAUUAUGAAAAGGUACUUAGUAAUGCGUACAUUUAG